Messenger RNA from Aureobasidium vineae, 3018 nucleotides. The record is from the annotation of a GenBank genome assembly. NCBI's taxonomy places the organism in Eukaryota, Fungi, Ascomycota, Dothideomycetes, Dothideales, Saccotheciaceae.
AUGGACAAAUUACUAUAUGGGCUAAAUCGCGCUCAAAGACUUGCGGUGACUUCGCCCUCACUAGCACUACAGGUGCUGGCGCCUCCGGGAUCUGGCAAAACCAAAACACUAACUGCUCGGGUCUCCUAUCUGAUCGCUGAACGAGGACUGAAGCCAUGGAACAUUGUUGUCUGCACCUUCACCGUGAAAGCGGCACGGGAGAUGAAAGAACGAAUUAAAGACCUCGUUGGCGAUGGCUUGGAAAAGAAACUCAUCCUAGGUACCUUUCACUCGGUAGCUCGACGCUUUCUCGUGUCAUAUGGCAACCUGAUCGGCAUUGAGAAGAACUUCGGUAUUGCCGACAUGUCGGACAGCAGAGCCAUCAUAACUCGCAUCAUCAAACGCCAAGGCUUCUCUAUCGAACCCGGAAGCGCUGGAGCCAGGAUAUCAAGUCUUAAAGCCAAGAGCAUCAGUGCUGAGCAGUAUGGUGUCACUCGCAAAGCCGCCGAGCAAGAGUUCAGUAUUGUCUACGCUGAAUAUGAGGAAGCUCUGCGAACAUCCAAUUUGUUGGACUACGAUGACUUGUUGCUCCGUUGUGCUCUACUUCUUCGUCAACAUCCCGAGUGUGUCUCCAACAUCGAAGCCGUCCUCAUUGACGAAUUUCAAGACACGAACAGCGUACAGUUUGAGCUGAUGUGUCUGUUCUCUCAAUCCAAGAAGAACGUCACUAUCGUUGGCGAUCCCGAUCAGAGUAUCUAUGGUUGGCGAAACGCUGAGAUCAAGAACCUGGAACGCAUGGAGAAACGAUUCCCUGACACGGACGUAAUACAUCUGGAAGAGAACUACAGAUCAGCAGGAGCGAUCCUUCAGUCAGCUCAACAAGUCAUUGAGCAAGACGAGAGCAGACCUUCCAAGGCUCUCAAGCCCACGUUUGGCAUUGGAGACCGUCCGGUCCUUCGCAAACUUCCUACAGCUGACGCGGAAGCAAAAUGGCUCGUCUCUGAGAUCAGGAGAACACAGGCGCUGAGUGCAGAAUUGCUCAAGCCGAAUGAUUUUGCGAUUUUGCUCAGAUCAGCAGCUGUUUCUAGGCAUAUCGAGUCAGCACUCGGUAACUCUGGCAUACCAUAUCGCAUGGUCGGAGGAACCAAAUUCUUUGACCGUCUCGAGGUCAAGAUGGUGCUGGACUAUCUUCGCGUCAUCAACCAACCGGAUCACAACGAUGCAUUAUUACGGAUCAUCAACGUACCCACACGCGGCGUCGGCGAUGUCACGGUGAAAAGUUUGAUAGACGAAGCCGAGAAANAAGGUAGUACGCUGUGGAAGGUAGUCCUCAACAGUGUUCAAGGAAAAGCACGAUCAGACACAAAGCUCUCCAAUCAGGCACUGAAGGGCUUGACAGAUCUGGUUAACCUUGUUUUGACUGGACAGAAGAAAAUCACAGGCACGGGAGACCAACAAGCAUCUCCAUUUGAUCUGGUCGAAUAUCUUAUCAAGAAGCUGGAACUCUCCAAGUUCCUGCAAAAGAAGUAUCCUGAUGAUUAUGAGACUCGAUGGGCCAACAUUGAAGAACUCAAGGCACAGACAGCAGACUUGACAGCAGCUAUGGCACAAGGAGAGGAGUUUGUCGAGGAGGAAAUUCUCCCAGAUAUUGAGGGCUUGGAGCAGCGUCUCAUCAAUGCGAAUGAGGAUGCUUUGACCUUGUUCCUUGCCAAUAUCGCGCUUUCCAGCGAAGUGCAGAGGAAGCAGGACGAGAAUCCAGACGAGACUCAGCAGCAUGUCACCAUAUCGACGAUACAUGCAGCAAAAGGUCUCGAAUGGCCUGUCGUUUUCAUCCCUGCUUGCUACGAAGGCUCAAUACCACAUUCGAGAGCCGAUGACAUUGACGAAGAACGAAGACUGCUAUAUGUCGGUAUGACCAGAGCCCAAGCUUUGCUGUACUUGAGCUGUCCCAACAAGAACAGUCAAUCAGGAGAAACGACCAUGUCUCACUUUCUCACACAAAGAGGAAUAGAAGCAUUCUUCGAGACUCAAGGACCCAAGCUCUAUGACGAUGCAGUGGUCGAGCUGGCAAGAACGUUGAGAAGAGACAAGCCUGCUUUGAAGCAACUCAUCGAAGCACGCAGCACAUACGAGACUCCCGAAGACACCCAUUGGCCAGUGGAUGGCACUUUCCCCAAGAGCGAAAAUACAAGAUGGGACCAAGGACGCGAGAUUGAAUUUAAAGAAGGCAUCUACGCAAACAAGCGACGCAGGACGGAUACUGAGCAACAAAGCGGACCUACAGUGCCGGUAGCUGGAUUCAUGCCGGCCUCUAAAGUCACGACGCAGAACCCAGCAGGUUUCUCGACAGCUUCCAUGACGAUCCCGCCGAAGAUCAUGACAGCUACCUCUCGCAUGCAAGAGCUGAACAAUGCUCAGGAAGAAGCUAGACUCCGAGACAUCGACGCACGAAAAGCGCCAAUCAAGAAGAACAAAGCUGCCGAAGGGUCAGCCAACAUCAUGUCCUUCUUCAGCAAACCAAAACCUGCCAUCACAGCACCACAGUCGCUAGAGUUGACACGCACAUCCAGCGUCCCAGAAAUACAUGCACCACCCAAACUUCCAGCCUCCAUGCCUGGUCACGUCUCAAAUCCUCUUAACGACAUCUCAAACCUAUCCUCCUCACGCCCAUCAGCCCACCCACAGCACUCCGUCAUACCAUCAGCAAAAUCAGUUCAAAUCUCAAACUUCAAACUCCGCACCACACCCCUAGCAACAAAACCCACAUCCGUAAAGAGCAGCGACAAUGCACCCACAGCUUCAAAACCAUACACGUUUCUCUCCAGCCCUCCUCCCCCAGAACCGCCAUCUUCUCCGCCAGAAGAAGACAGAGUGGGAAGUGGUGCAGGUCAAGGACAAGUGAUGGAGAGUUUUAAACCGGCAACUACGUUUCAUGCAACCAGUGUUGCGCAAGUGGGCAAUAGAGUUGGCACUGCACGCAGACUGGGCAUGGGACGUAGUUUCAAGCCUUGGAGCGCUAGGGGCGGUCGAGGUGGUUAG